Ixodes scapularis (black-legged tick) is the source of this 8949-nucleotide messenger RNA. RefSeq names its product BMP-binding endothelial regulator protein (gene cv-2). Gene Ontology annotation, molecular function: protein binding. The transcript is spliced from 16 exons. The record is from RefSeq and is a predicted model, not a curated record. Bases 233 to 2272 code for a protein of 679 amino acids. Lineage: Eukaryota; Metazoa; Arthropoda; Arachnida; Ixodida; Ixodidae.
CCGCGGCGUCCGCGCAAAGGCCCAGGGAGACCGCUGGCUGACAGCCCGACGGUCCGGCGCUCGACGUGCCUCCUCGCUAGCGGGCCGCCGCCACUGCCGCCAGCCGCGUAACUUGUUUUCUCGCGUUGGCCGUCGUGCCAGUGGACGCGCAUGGACUGCGCUACGCCCUGACUCACUGGCCGGCCACCGACUCUGUUGUUGUCCUCCGCGGUGCCAGCCCCCUUCGACGACCAUGCCUCGACUCGCCGCUCACGUGUGUGCUCUGCUGCUGGCCGCCACGCUCGGGGGCUCCGCCGGAUUUUCAAAUCCCAAUCUCAGAGGGGACUCGAUCAAGUGCGUCAAUGAAGGUCAACUGACGCACGUUCCCGGAAUCUCGGACGACCCCUGUAUCACCUGUAAGUGCCAGAACAGCGUUGUGCAGUGCGGACGAGAGACCUGUCCUCUGCCAAGGGGCUGCUACUUCCUUCAGCAGGCCAAGGGAAACAAGUGCUGCGACGUUUGCAAAGGGUGUGUCUACAACGGCAGAGUGUACAGCAGCUCGGAGGAAUGGACCGAUCCCCACGAUCCGUGCCGGAGGUUUCUCUGCCAGUCUGGCGUCAUCACCGAGUCCCGCAUCUAUUGCCACAUCAACUGUAAAAAUCCUCGGCCACCUCCGGACGGGCAGUGCUGUCCUUACUGCGAUGGUUGCCUCGUGAACGGGAGACAGUACCUGGAAGGCGACGCUGUUCCAUCCGACGAGCGGGACCCGUGCGUGGUGUGCACUUGCAAGGAUGGCAGAGUCACGUGCACCAAAAAAUCGUGCCCCGUGCUGCCCUGCCCUUACAACCGGAUCGCGCAGACUCCAGAGACUUGUUGUCCCGAGUGCCGCGGUGGCAAACGAUCGGACUACCUGAAUGGUAAAUGUCUCAUCGGCCAGGAGGUUUUCGACCAUGCGGCUACAUGGCCGUACGACCAGUGCACCAACUGCGAAUGCCAGAACGGGACUACUGUCUGCCAGCGAACGGUCUGUCCUCCGCUGCAGUGUCCUCCAGAACACCAAGUGGCCAGCGCUGGUAGCUGCUGUUCCGAAUGCAGGAGGCCGGAAGAGAAGAAAGCCAUGUGUUACUACAACAACCAGAAGUACUAUAACGGAGACACGUGGAAGCUAAAGAAAUGCACCAAGUGUUCCUGCCAUCAUGGUGUGGUUCGCUGUGGUGUGGAGGAAUGCAUCACAGCGCCUGUCUGUCCUCCGAAAAAGAAAUUAGUGACACCACCAGGCAAAUGUUGUCCAACAUGCGUUGAAGAGGAUGGCAUUUGCACGGUAUUUGGAGACCCUCACUACAAAACAUUUGACGGAAAGAUCUUCAACUACCAAGGCCCUUGUCGCUACGUCUUAGCAUCUGAUUGCAGUGGUGGGACCUUCUCCAUUGAAGUAUGGAAUGAUGUUCGGUACUCAAAAUCCUUUUCCUGGACGAAAUCUGUCGUUAUUCGGGUCAAAGACAUGAAGGUUAAGCUAGGACAGUUUCUUCGAGUACGAAUUAAGAAGGAACGCAUUAAACUGCCCUUUGUCAAGUUGAGAGUCCUCAAUAUUCUUCAGGAAGAUCACAACAUUGUGGUCAGAAUAAACAAAGGAGUCAAAGUUGUCUGGGAUGGAGAUAACUAUGUGGAAGUGUCCGUGUCUCCUACAUACAAGGGAAAGUUGUGUGGCCUUUGUGGCAACUACAAUGACAAACAAGAUGAUGACUUCAUGUCGAGGAAUGGCACUCGUCUCACGGACCCGAACGCAUUUGGAAAUUCAUGGCUGGUUGGACGUCGAAAAAAAUGCUUAAGACCUCCUAAAAGACCCAGCCAUCCUCUGGACUGCAGGCUCAAGGACUGGAGUUUGCGUUUACAAAACCUGCAGAACUGCAAUAAUAUCAAGCAGGGUUCUUUCAAGCUUUGUCAUAAGGCUGUUGAAGCAACUCCAUACUUCAGAUCCUGCAUGUUGGACAUGUGUGAAUGCCUGCCAUCGGACAAGUGUUACUGCGACUCUCUGAACGCAUAUGCAAGAGAGUGUAGCAGAGCAGGAAUUCAAAUAAACUGGAAGAACUCAACUAACUGCCAAGGCAUGCAUUGCCCACGGAGCUCCUACUACACCACCUGUGGACCCCCGUGCCGGCGCACAUGCAAGAACUACCAGCAGGCACGGCCGUGCCGACGCAAGUGCCAACCAGGCUGCCAGUGCAAUCCGGGCCGGGUUUGGCACCGGGACCGCUGCGUGCUUCCCAGCGAGUGCCCCCUGCCCACCUCCUGAUCUGUGCGGCAGGGAGGUCCCUCCCGAAAGAGCCGCUUCCGCCGGCCCCCAUGGGCACCGCCCCCCAAAGCCAAGCUCACGGCCAAGCCUACCUCCGAGCACGUUUCUGAGCCCGAGCUUGUGCACGAGCUUGGGGGUCAUUUGUCGACCUGGCGCUCCAAACAGUUGCAACCACCCAUGGUUAAUCAUUGGGGUCAUUGAAAAAGGGGCAGGCUUCCACAUUUUUUAGGAGGAUAUUUGUCCUGGGUACUGUUUGGUCAGAGGAAAUGGCAGCUCUGGUAACUCAGCCACACAUAAACAAAAUGUUUUAUUUUGGAGAGUAGUAGUACCAAGAAACGGAAUCGGAAACUCGAGUCCAAAAACCGGUCGUCAUUCGGAGAUAUACUCCGUCUGCCCCCGAGUAGCAGUAGACCAGGAGAUACAGCCUUGCUUGGUCAGUUGGGCAUUGUCUUUGCACCACGUAUGUGCACUUUCCCUGUAUGCGUACUGGUGGAGAAUGUGGAUAUGUGCUGCAAGGCCACCAGUUUAUUCGUCCAGAAUGAAGCCCUUACUGCAAUGGCAGCUUAGGGGUCGACUGAGUAUAGUAUACCGCACAAGAAAAUUCCAACAUCAUUUCGUUUUUAUGAGUGAUAUCCCAGUUUUUGGUGUCUUAGUUCCCAUAAUUUGCUAACAUGUCUCAGACUGGGUACACAUUGUUGUGAUGAAAAAAAAAGAAAAAGAUAUAGGUACACAUCAAUUUAAAGGGAGGGAUAAGGUCCAUUUUUGACCCUUUCUGCCAACACCCAUGUUGCCUGAGGAUAAGUAUUGCAGCCUGUUGACGGUUGAUUUGUUUUCGAACAUGUGUAUAGGAACAGUUUGUGCUCAAGAUCACACCACUUCAUGAAAUGUGUCAUUCUUGACUUGGCAUGGAAGAAAUUAUUUAAAAAAACACAGUCACAUUUCUCAAUUUUUAACAAGGUCCUUCUAUAACAGGAUUAAAAAAAUGUAACGUCCUUUGAAAACAGUGGGUAUGUUUAGCAUUUAGAACUAUGGCAGUGCAAUAGGGUUCUUGGGAGAUAAGAUUGGUCACAAUAUUUUACAAAAUCCUGAAGUCUGUCGAACAUAUAGACAACACAAUUUUGUAAACACCAAGGCCAAAGCCACGAAAAAACAUUUGGUAUAAUAUUUAUUAAAAUUCAGUUGGUGAAAGUGCCAUUCCAGCUCUAAGAUGCUUAUAUUGAAGAUAUGAUACCCUUUGAGCCCUACAUUUCUAAAAAGCAGUCAACCAAACAGGUAGUGCAAGUACAUAGGCAAGUUCCUUUUAUUUCUGACCAUCAUUAGACAUAUUUCCCCUUCAGAUAUGCCAGGGAAGCCCCAUAUUCUGCAUAGCAAAUUUCAAAAGCCUGCCUUGUUUACUGUACUGGCACGGCAUGGCAUAUCUCAGCUUGAGGCCUAAGGAUUUAGCAUGUUCAAGCCGUGCAGGUUCAAGCGUAGUCGGUUGUAUGGUUCCUAUCAUUUCAACGAAGGUGUGUCCAGGUCAACUGUGAAAAAAUCAAGUCUGAUGGUGCUCAGACAUUGGCAUUGUGGGUUUCUCCUUGUGCGGCCUAGGCCUCGAAAAUCCCACUCCGCAGCGAGCUCACAGAGCUAGCGUGCUAUGCUCUGUGAGUGCAAGUCAAACGCCAGUCACACGUUGGUAAUGUUAACUGCGUGUUUAUUGCUCUAAUAACAACUAUGUACGCUGGCGGCCGCCGUCGAAGCGGAAUAGUCCUCGGUUCGAACGGUCGGCCACAAAGGAGUCCAACGGGGAAAACACUCACCGGGAUGCUGGCCGUGCUCGUAGUAACCUUCGCAUGCGCCGUCAGUUCCCAGGAGAAUCUCCCAUCCCUUGGCUCCCGCUGGUUUUGUUGGGUUUACCGGGGCUCAGUAGCCAAUCAGGAGUAGACGGGUCCGCUCUUCUUUGUUUAGGGGUCCGAGGGAAUCCACCCAGAGGAGGACAGGGUGGCCACCCCAUCAGAGUACAGCCCUCUCCUUUCGCUAGUGCCCAUAUGGCCGCAGCGGUGGCCCACACAAACCCCAUUCGCAAGUGUUAAGGAACCACAGUUCCCACAGCAUCAGCAUUCUGGUCCAAUUGACUCGGAGCUGCAUAGCUGAUGACUCAUGUUCCGAGCCUGUUCAUAUUUAUGUAUGUCAAAAAGAUGUGUAUUCGCAGUGCUGUGUGUGCAGUUUGUUUUCGUUGUAUCAUCCUUCAUAUCAUUACAUGUUUCUAGUACCUUACUCUGAGUGUGUGCAUUCAGUUUGAGCUUCAUCAUUUGUUUCAUUGUUCUAUUGUUUUAUUUUGAAGUACUCGUCUUUUUUAUCUGUGACGUUUGUUCAAAGUUGCAUCAGUUCGACUAAAAUUGUAUAUAGUAGCAUUGUAAAAACAUGUGAGAUUAUGGUAUUUUUUGUUUGAAAGUCAUCUGUUUUCCUUGCAUCUUCAUUCACUCAUAAAUUUUUCUUUCCCAUUUUAGGCACAGAUCUGAUCAGUAGCUGCAUAAGUACACAAUAAUCUCACCUGGUCCCAUUCCACUCAACUUCUAACAUACAUUUAUAUUGCUCUUUACUAUUGAUGUGCAGUUUCCUAGAACUGUGAAUGCACAUUCAGAACAAUGUGCAUCGAGUAUGUUUCUCUUGUGAUCAGCUGCCUACAUUAAAAAAUAAUAAUAAAUUACCUGUUGACCAACAGUACAAGUAAAAAAAGUGACAACUCUGAAUUCAUGGUGAUUCAGGUUGAGAUUUUGCAAUCCCUGUGCAAAACUUUAGAUGUGUUUUGGGGAUUUUGAUUAACUGACUCAUUUAAAGUAAUAAGUCAGGCAAGCUGAUACAGGUGAUUCUAAAAGGACAGACAAACUGAAGUCUGAACACAAUUGAGAUUUCUGUUUGUCCAUCCUUUUAGUUAGUUCUCUUAACUCACUCAAUUUAGCAUGUUUCUAAAUGUCAUGUUGUGUUUAUUUUAUUUGUUUGUUUGUUUGUUUGUUUGUUGUGGGCUUGCCACUAUACUUUUGGUAGCUGUAAUGCAUGAACUAACGUACAUUUAGAGCUAAACGCCUCUUUUCUCCAGAUUUUUUUUAAUUCACGACUUUCAGAAAUGCUGGCAGCAUGCCAAGGCAGCUGAAUUCGGUUUGAGAUUGGAUAUGUUAUUCCCAGAUACAGUAAAUAGUAUAGUAGCAAACAAAAUGAAACUGAAUGCUGGUUACAGUUCAGUUUUCCUCUUUUGUCCAUGAAACAUUGCUGUACUAUACAAUAGGUGACUGUUAAUUAAUUUAGGACACUUGCUUCAUAUAAAAAAGAAGCUAUUGUGCACAAGUGGUGCACACCUUAUUCCAGGUCUGAGAAAUAUUUUAAAUCUGUUGAAUUAUGUCAUCUAUCUAUUUAGCCUUUCAAAAGUGCCAUUCUUUAUUACUUUAUACACGUUGCAACCUAAAAUUAACCAUACUCAAUCUUCCCUCGAUUCUACAAUGCCUGAUAUAUUCUCAGUGGUUUUAUUAGCAUGUAACUGGAUAUUUAAAAUGCAAGUCAAUGCACUAUCUUCACAAAAUAGUGUUUCUUGAAAAUAGGAGCAGUACCAAAAGAUAACAAAUAAGCCCAAGGAAAGUGUUAGAAAUAGAGAACAGAAAGUAGCAUUUUCACAUUAAAUAAAGCAUCCAGUGUAUAACAAUACAGAUCAAAUUGAAUGUGAUUAGAAUACUCUCUAACAGUAUGAAAGUCUCAUGGACUUACUUAAAACAAAAAUAUAAUAUCUCUAGAAUUUGUCCAAUGCAGAAGUAAUUUUUUUCUAUGCAAAUCAUAUAUCUUGUGUAGCUGAUCCUGUUGAACAUUUUAUUGGGUUGUUGUGUUUGUGUUUCACAUGAAUAAUUGUUAAACAAGCCACUAUCAAGAAAGUUACGGGAAAAAAUAUGAACUACUAAAUUUCCUCAAUUUGGAUUCGGCAAUCUUUGGAAGAAUGUAAACCCAGAAUUGCUUUUUUGUAAAUAAGACCUUUAUGAAGGAAUUAGGGAGAGUUGUGGAUAAAUUACGAAACCCCAAUAUUGUUUUGCUAAUACAAACACAAUUUUAAAAAUAAUUUUUAAUUAUUUGUGGGCAAAAAAUCAAAACAUCCACAGAGCAUUUUCUCAGUGAAGUAUGCUUUACUUUACAAUGAUCAAAGAAUUAAUCUGAUAAAGGCAAAUAUCCACAAUGGCAAGCAUUGUGACCGCACACAACUCAACUCGCUUCCAAAUCGAUUAAAUUCAACCGAGUUGUUCAGAUAGCUUUCACUGCUUUUACGUAAUGUUCAGUUCAAAAAUAAAGUAAAGCAUUACUCAAUCUACUAGAUCAAAUCUCCCUCAAUACUAGCCUGUUUCAAGUUGCGAGUAAUAAAAUAUUUCAUAGGAAAUGGAGGCUAACUUGUUGAUUUCAGUCACCAGUGAAAGAUUGCACAUCUGUAAAAUACCGAGCAACCACCCACCAAAAUGUUGCAGAUAAUUACAAAACAAAAAGGGGCACGGGAGCUUGUUAGGUCCAAGAGCAGAAAAGUAGAAGGACCAUAUGGUAGAGUAGGCCCUUGCUUGAUCCAACGGGAUGGUAUAGGAACAAUUUAGGAGGGGCCUGGAGGAACCCCUAAUUUUUAAAGCAGUCACAACGCUCUACUCAAGCCUGCUUCGCACCGGCGCUCUCGUGUCAAGCUUCCCCGCUCGGCACUGGCACACACGCAUUGCAUAAAGCUUCACCGCUUUACACUGGCGUGUUCGGAGAAGCAGCUGACGAGGAGGAGCGUCUCGGUUCGCUCGGUCAGGUGGACUCGGGCGUCUGCUGCUGUGGGCACUUGAUAUGUCCACUUAUAAUUCAAAGGUCUUAAAAGUAGGGGUGGGUGAUUAUUACGACAUGGGCGCAUGCUCCACAUUUUACUAUUCACUAAAAUCGUGCCAUUUUGGGGGGAUAACGACAACAAAAGAACUGGAAUGUUUCCUUAAAGCCACGGAUUAAGUAUGGUUUAUUAAAUUCAGCAAUAUAUUGACUGUUGGCUUAGCAUUAUGGCACUAUUGUUAGUUUUAUGGUAAAGAAUGACAAAUAAAUCUUUCGUGCACAUAUGUACUUUCUAGAUAGAUUUCACACUUCAAGUGCUUGGUGUCGUGUCUACCUGGACAUUUGCUGUUGUGAUGAUUCAGUAUUAUAACAUGGAGCUGUAUUUGUUGUCUACUAAGAAAGUUUUAUUCUGCAUGUUGUGGUUAACUUGUGGAAUUAUUAGUUAUUGGUACUAAGUACAUUAGUUGCAUGCUGCUUGUAAUAAUCCUGCUGAUUCACACUUGGAAAUCUUUCUUUUUUAAACAAUUCAAACAGUUUCAGUUGUGAGGCACAUCUGAUGAUGCAUACUGCUACUGUCACAUGUAAUUAUUGUUGUGAUUGUGUAAUUUAUUCAAGUACUACUCUCUCAUUGUGCUUUAUCAAUGUGUGUGCCAUUUGCAGUUUCAACAUCUAUCACAACCCUCUGUUUCUGCACCUAAAAAUAUUAUGCUCCAUUAAUUUUGGUGGUACUGUAUGGAGUUAACAUCUCAUUUCUAUUUGUUCUCUUUCCAAGUGAGCUGAUCAUUUCUACUUCUGUUCUACACCAGUGUUGGAACCAAUGUCCUCCAGUGGCAUUACAAAACCCAUUAUUGAGGUAGUGAUGAGUCAUGUUCAUUUGCUCAAAACUAGCAUGUGACACAACUUCUGCAUUAUUUUACCCUGUGAUAUAAUAUGCAUUGUACUUAACUGUUCAAUCAUUUAACUUAUUUCACACAUGUAUGUUUUGUAAAAUUUUUAAACAUGUUGCAUAACCAUUUUCCUUCACAAAAGAAAUAUAAUCCUGGGUCUGUUUUAUGUGGUCACAGAAUUUGCCAGGAAAUAUUUGUAGAGUAUGACUUUGUAUACCCUUGGAUGAUUUCACAUUCUAAACCCUGCACACUUGUAGCAUUGGGACUGUAAAUCCUUGGUCUUUAUUGAAACUGUGCACACAAUAUAGAAUAGCCUGCCUCUGUUAUUUGGCUAUCAAGUUGACAUUUCUUGGGAUGCAAUUCCAACAACUAUGUGCACAAAUAAUUUGCCGUUAAAAUACACUAAUCUUAAAUUGACCCUUUGGGAAAUGAAGCAUAUGGCUUCAUGCAUACUUCUACAUUUACACAGUCCUGCUUUGACAGUGUUACCCUCUGACCACUUAGAACUGCACUGUUAAUGUAGGAGGUGUGUCAUCUUGCUUCAUGCUUCAAUAACAAAAGCUUGCACAAAUGUUAGUGCCACUUUAUGUACAUAAUAGUUGAUAUAAAGAAUGUUGUGGUUUAAUGUUGUGCAGAACUCACUUGUGAUUACAUUGCAUUGAGAAAACAUUCACUAAAAACGCAACCUCUUUACUUUCAUUGGCAGUCAUCUUUUUUAUACUCCCAUGCAAAUUUCGUGACGUCCAAUUAUACUGUUACACUCGAUCUGUGCAGAGUGUGUAACCCAACAAAGAUGACAUUCCAGAGCCCACUGUUACCAUCCAUCCAGAAUGUUUCAAGAAUUUGGUAGUUGCAUUGGCACUCAUGUUUGUAAUUACCGGUCCGAAAAUUCCAGUACCAUACUAAGAGCAAACUUUUCAAGAAAUUGGAAAUGAGACCCGAGCCCUUCAGAUUACCGCCACCACGAAAUAAAGGCAUUCUUCCUCUGUU